AUGCGGCGCGUGUUGAGUUGACACGUUGACACUUGAAGCCUUGAGGAGUACACUCUGCAGGCUACAUGAGCGCGAGCGCGCGCGGGCUUUCUCUUAGCUUCCUUCUGAUUUGAGCGUUCUAACGUAUUGAACCACCUCGAAUCAGACGCCGAGAUUCUAGACAACCUCCUCCACCUCCACGGCGCGGUCGCUGACGGCUAUCGUUCAUUGGUCGUGGGCGACCAUCGUCUCCCGCUCGACUACGAGCGCGUGUGGGCGGAGCUCGACGUCGUGGAACGCAUCCAGGAACGCUUCCGUUGGUCCUUGGCCUGGUUAGACAAGCUUAAAGGGAAUGCGAGGGAGGUACUGACAGACGUGCUUCGAACGGCGGUCUGGGACGCCCGCAUGGCCCCGGAAGAUGGCCCGUCGCUCGAGACGCUUGUGAGCUUCCUCAGUACGUCUCAUCUGGUAUUAUCCCCAACUUCUAGUAGACUUGCUUCGUGACUGAUCCAAGCGUGUGGCCCUCCUACCCCUGCCCGCCCUUGGUCCCGUCCCGUCAGGUGACGACUGGUUGGGGAAAUACGUCAACUACACCAUCGCGGACAUCAUCCAGCUUGCCCGCUCAAAACCAGAGCUGCUUUCGAGACUAUACAAACUCAUUCCGUCGGAUUGUUUUGACAAUGGCGAUCCAUCCAUCCGCUACGGGAACGACCCUGGACAAGUAUUGCCUCGAGGCUUGGCUGGUGCGGAUCUCGGGAUGGCCGUGCGCGACCCUCGGGGCACUCCGUCGAAACAUGAUCAGGCAUCCAGAGACAAUCUGGUUUCUUCCGAUUUGUGA
Messenger RNA from Microbotryum saponariae, 817 nucleotides. The record is from the annotation of a GenBank genome assembly. NCBI's taxonomy places the organism in Eukaryota, Fungi, Basidiomycota, Microbotryomycetes, Microbotryales, Microbotryaceae.